Drosophila teissieri is the source of this 387-nucleotide messenger RNA. RefSeq lists its product as uncharacterized. NCBI's taxonomy places the organism in Eukaryota, Metazoa, Arthropoda, Insecta, Diptera, Drosophilidae. The transcript has a single exon. The coding region runs from base 80 to 292 and encodes 70 amino acids. The record is from RefSeq and is a predicted model, not a curated record.
CCGUCAUCACUGACCAACCAGCUGAGGCGACGGACUCGACGCCCGGAAACUUAUACGGACUUGGAAGGGAUUGGCCGUCAUGCAGAAGAAGCCCAUCAACACCAACUCGCUGCUGGACAAGCUGCACCGCGGCGCGGUGUACGCCUGCAUCGGAGUCACCCUCUACGGCACGUACAUCCUGGGAAUGCGCUACUACCACUACUACACUGUCAUCCGGCCGGAGAAGCAGCAGGCGGAGCUAAAGCUCCUGGACGAGGGCGCUCACGACAAGGCCAAGGAGCUGAAGUACUAGGCCCGCCCCUCUCCUCCGCCCCUUUAAUUGUUAAAUGUCUGUUAAGCGCAAUAAACUGUAAGGAAAUGUAAGCAUUUUCAGCUGAAAACGGCCAA